This is a messenger RNA of Monoraphidium neglectum, 498 nucleotides long. RefSeq lists its product as hypothetical. The transcript is spliced from 4 exons. The record is from RefSeq and is a predicted model, not a curated record. Gene Ontology annotation, biological process: intracellular calcium ion homeostasis; calcium ion transmembrane transport. Gene Ontology annotation, cellular component: membrane. Gene Ontology annotation, molecular function: calcium:proton antiporter activity. Lineage: Eukaryota; Viridiplantae; Chlorophyta; Chlorophyceae; Sphaeropleales; Selenastraceae. The annotation marks the transcript as partial.
AUGAUUGGGGACGGCGGGGAGUGGCUUAUGGAGCUGAAGCUUGCGCCAUCUGUCAUCGGAGGCCUCGUCCUGCCCAUCAUCGGCGCCCUGCCUGAUGCUCUCAUCAUCAUCAAUUCAGGACUCCACGAGUCGCGCUCCGCGGCGCGCGAGGAGAUCUCGGUCGGCAUGGGCACGCUCGCGGGCAGCACCGUGAUGCUGCUGACUAUCGUGUGGGGCGGCAGCGUCCUCCUGGGCCGCUGCGACCUGGAUGACGUCACCGGCGCGCAGCGCGACCGCACGCGCACGCGGCCGUGGUUUGACCUGGUCAACACAGGGGUCAGCACCGACGCAGCGACGCCGCGCAGCGCGUGGGCAAUGCUGGCGGCAGCGGGGCUGUUUGUGGUUGUGCAGGCGUCAGCCUUUGCUGUGCCCAGGCAGCACGCCAAGCUGCACUCUGGGGUGUCGCUGGCGGGCUGCAUCCUCUGCUUCAUCACGCUCGCAGUAUACUGCGGCUACCAG